This is a messenger RNA of Prunus armeniaca (apricot), 243 nucleotides long. NCBI's taxonomy places the organism in Eukaryota, Viridiplantae, Streptophyta, Magnoliopsida, Rosales, Rosaceae. The record is from the annotation of a GenBank genome assembly.
AUGGAAUUUAAUUUUCUGAUUCUGGGUCUUGGUGGUGACGGAUUAUUGCAGAGAUUAGUUCAACACCAGCCGACGCAGUAUCCGACAUCAGAAGAGUUAAGCAUUGGGAAAAUCAAGUUCAAGGCUUUUGAUUUGGGUGGCCAUCAGAUUGCUCGCCGAGUUUGGAAAGAUUAUUAUGCCAUGGAAAGAUUCAAAGUCCCUGAGUGCAUGGAGUCAAGUUUGGGGAUGUUUGUGCCUCCAUAA